AUGGAGUCGUUGAGUUCGCGGCCGCCGGCUGUGUCCUUGGGUGUUCCCACCGUGUUGCCUGGCCUGGAUGAGAUCCUCUACCGGGAAGCGGAGGAACGGAAACACCGCCAAGAGAUGCGAGAACGAGAAGCCUUGAUUCACCUCCGAGAGCAAUCCAUUCCCCGUUUAGGGCGGCGUUCCAAAGCCUAUUACGGCGCACGGUUGGAACGGGAACUGCUGGCAGCCUUUGACCAAUGUCCUGAGAGGAACUUCAUUGCCUUGAAUGAUCAGAAAGAGGUUUUGGCGAUUCCCAGAAGCAAGGUGGGCGACGUGCUGGAGCUCAUGGGCUUUGUGAAG
Messenger RNA from Cladocopium goreaui, 336 nucleotides. Lineage: Eukaryota; Dinophyceae; Suessiales; Symbiodiniaceae. The record is from the annotation of a GenBank genome assembly.